AGAAAAACAAGCUAAAAUCCUCCAACACAAUGGCGUUUCCUCUUCUUCUUCUUCUACUUCUUCUGAGUUUCGUGUUCAAAGCUGCAAAUGUUCAACCAAGAAGCUCCACCAUCGAACCAGGCUCUUCUCUUUCACCCAAUAACAAUUCAUAUUUGUUAUCGGAGUCCGGUGAGUUCGCCUUUGGUUUCUAUCGAUACGAAAAUGGCUACUCCGUCGGCAUCUGGUUCGAAAACAUCCCGCAGAAAACAGUCGUAUGGACGGCUAACCGGGAUGACCCGCCGUUCACCGUUGAUUCCACAUUGCUUUUCACUGAAGGCAGGCUUAUCGUGCGACAGAAGCAAGGCCAAAAGGUACUAAUUGAUGGUGUUGCUAAUGCUACCUCGGCCUCGGUGCUCGACUCGGGUAACUUUGUUCUAUAUUCGAGUUCGGCAACCAUAUGGCAGAGUUUCGGUUAUCCAACAGACACCAUUUUGCCCGGUCAGCGUCUGGUGGUGGAAGGUAAACUGGUUUCCGAUGUCUCCGACACGAAUCAUACUAGUGGGAAAUUUCUAAUCCUUAUGCAAGGAGAUGGAAACCUGGUGCAGUACCCUGUCGGAGCAGUCGAAUCCGGAUUCGGUUACUGGAAUUCCGAAACAUACACGGCUGGAAAUGGUGUGAGUCUUAAUCUUGAAAGUGAUGGUCUCUUGUAUCUGCAAAAUGCCUCUGGAUUCAACAUAAAAAGUAUUAACAAGGUUAAUGCCUUGGGCAAGCCCAUCUAUCGUGCAACGAUCGAUACGGACGGUAUAUUUCGAUUGUAUUCGCGUAGUUCCAACAGAUCGGGUGACUGGAUCACUGAAUGGUCAUCCCUGGAUAAUAAAUGUGAUCCUGUGGGGUUGUGUGGUGAGAAUAGUUACUGUGUUUUGAUGGAAGGGGAACCUGUAUGUCAAUGUCCUCCUCGUUUCAAUUACAUCGACGAGGAACAGAAGGGCUUGGGAUGCCGGAAGAAUUACAGUUUAGAUGCUUGUAUGAGAAAGAACGACCAAACGUUAGAUUUCUUCGAACUGACCGGAUCAUCUUGGAAAGCUAGCGAUGCAUAUCUCAAUUUCACAUCGAGAACCAAAAACAAUUGCAGAAUGGAAUGUUUGCGAAACUGUGAUUGUGAUGCUGCCUUGUACAACAAUCAAUCGUGUAAAAUGUUGAAGUUGCCAUUAAGAUUUGGAAGGAAAGAAACAAGUGGUGAUACUAUAACAUUACUAAAGAUUGGUGGUGAGUUUGCUGGUCCUGGGACAGGGAAACGAAAGCGUCCCAGGAAACGCAAGCUGCGAAUGGACAUCUUGAUCACUAGUCUCGUCUCGACUUGCUCAAUGCUUGCAUUAAUCGUUGUAGCAGCAAUAGGUUUUCUUAAAUAUCGGUCACGUGUCCGAGAAUACGAGCAAAUUCUGCAAACGGUAAACAAUCGAGUUGCCGAAGAUGUUGCCUUGAAAUCAUUUACCUUUGAGGAGCUCAAGGAUGCAACCAACAAUUUUGUCGAUGAGAUUGGUAAAGGAGCUUAUGGGACAGUUUUCAGAGGGGUGAUAUCCAAUGGUAACGGUGAAAGAACAGUAGCCAUCAAGAGACUCGAAAAAGUAGUAACCGAAGGAGAAAGAGAUUUCAAGAACGAAAUGAGAGCAAUCGGGAUAACCCAUCACAAGAACUUGGUUCGAUUGCUCGGUUACUGCUACGAUGGUACCAACAGGCUUCUGGUUUAUGAGUACAUGAAAAAUGGAUCACUCGCGGACUUCUUUUUCAUAUCAAAAUUGAAGAUAAAUUGGGAAGGAAGAGUCGAAAUAGUAUUGAACAUCGCGAGAGGGCUUUGUUACUUGCACGAAGAAUGCGAAACACAGAUCAUCCAUUGUGAUAUCAAACCCGAAAACAUCCUAAUGGACGACAAAGGGAAUGCGAAAAUUGCAGAUUUCGGAUUAGCCAAGCUACUAAUGCCCAAUCAAUCCAAGACAUACACCGGAAUCAGAGGAACUAGGGGGUACGUUGCCCCAGAGUGGCAUCAGAACUUGGCGAUAACCGUGAAAGCAGAUGUUUAUAGCUUCGGGAUAAUGCUGUUCGAGAUUGUUUGUUGUAGGAGGAGCGUAGAGGCUGAUGUUCCAGAGAAUGAACAAGUUCUUACACAUUGGGUGUAUGAUUGUUUCAAGGCAAACGAAGUGGAGAAGCUGGUGCGAAACGAAGAAGUCCCGAAGAGUAAAUUCGAAAGGAUUGUUAAAGUCGGAUUGUGGUGCACCCAAUAUGAAGCGUCGUCUCGACCGUCGAUGAAAAAGGUUACACUGAUGCUGGAAGGGACAGUUAAUAUACCUGACCCUCCUCUUCUUAGCUCCUGUGUUAAUUCUCCAUAGCCCACGCCUCCCUUGCAAGUUGCUUGUGUUGCAAGGUUGAGGGCUG
Molecule: messenger RNA, 2409 nt
Organism: Hibiscus syriacus
Lineage: Eukaryota; Viridiplantae; Streptophyta; Magnoliopsida; Malvales; Malvaceae
Product: G-type lectin S-receptor-like serine/threonine-protein kinase LECRK2
Exons: 2
Coding region: 30-2363 (777 amino acids)
Biological process (GO): protein phosphorylation; recognition of pollen
Molecular function (GO): ATP binding; protein serine/threonine kinase activity
Source: RefSeq, a predicted model, not a curated record